AUGGGACCUACUCCCAUCCAGAGACUUAAUACCAAAUGCUCCAGAGCUAUCCAGAGUUCAACAUGGAAACAAAUAUACACAGCAGACCGAGCCGUGGAUGGGAACACGGGCAAGAGGUUUUUCGGAAACACGUGUUCACACACUGACUGCAAGGACGACAACCCAUCCUGGACUCUGUGUCUAGGAAAUAUGCAAACUGUCAGUUCAGUUACUAUCCACAACCCUGAUAAAGCAAAAGGCCGCCUAAAGAACAUCAGGAUUGACGUAUACACAGAGAACCCCAGCAACCCUGGAGCGGUACCAAUAUCAUGCGCCACUAUCGGCAGCAUGCCCGUUGCCGAUGGAAUCUCGAUUACGCUUGACUGUCCACUGAAUGUGGUUGGUAGUUACAUUAAAAUUAGCAAGACUACAAUGGGCAGAGGAUGGGGAAGAGGAUACUACAUGUGUGAUGCCCUAGUUCUUUGUGAGGUUGUGGUGAACGCAACAGCAGCAUCUGUCACCUGUCCAAAUGGUUUUCAGGCGUUCGGAGGUUCUUGUUACUCCGUUCCCGUUUCCCAAACUGCGUCAUGGUUUGAGGCCAGGGUUGCCUGCUCCACCAUUGGGGCCGAACUGGCUGUAAUUGAAAGUAUGGCCGAGAACGAUUUCAUAAAAACAACAUUCUUUGUGGCUGGAAAUUUCUACUGGACUGGGUUGCAAAAACUUGCCGAUGGUAUGACCUGGCUUUGGAUUGAUCCCAAUGCGGUACAGGGAGUGCCAAACGGACCAUCUAACGUCGCCACUCCGUUCGAAGACUGGGAUGUUGGACAGGGCGGCAUACCCAACAUCUUCAACUGUAUGAAUAUUGACAACGUCGGGAACGGCCCCAUGUGGUUUCAGGAUGAUUGCUUGCAUUUUCACCAUUUUGUAUGCGAGAAGAGUCCAACGUUCCCAGCGCCGACACCCAUAAUGUGUUUCCAGUAGGAUUCAGCACUAUAGUCUGUCCCAUCAUUCUAUUAAAAUGUUUUUUAUUAAUAAUUUCAGUUUGGUUUGACGUAAGAAGAAAAGUAAAAGUGUUUUGGAAAUAAUAAAGAAAUACAAUG
Molecule: messenger RNA, 1079 nt
Organism: Gigantopelta aegis
Lineage: Eukaryota; Metazoa; Mollusca; Gastropoda; Neomphalida; Peltospiridae
Product: CD209 antigen-like protein A
Exons: 6
Coding region: 1-960 (319 amino acids)
Biological process (GO): biological process involved in interspecies interaction between organisms
Cellular component (GO): external side of plasma membrane
Molecular function (GO): carbohydrate binding
Source: RefSeq, a predicted model, not a curated record